GCCUGGCGUGUCUCCGCCCUUCCCGCCUCCCUUCUCCGAGCGUCUUAAACUCAGGCCUUGGGCCUACCGCUCUGGGGGUACUUGGGGGGCGGGGGACAGGUCUGAUGAGUAACCCCUCCCCCCAGGUCCCAGAGGGAGAAGCCUCUACAUCUGUCUGCCGGCCCAAGAGUGCCAUGGCCUCCGCUUCGCGCCGCCAGCGCCGAGAGCGUCGCUUCCGUCGGUACUUGUCCGCCGGCCGGCUGGUCCGGGCUCAGGCCCUGCUGCAGCGACACCCGGGCCUCGAUGUAGACGCCGGGCAGCCGCCACCCCUACACCGGGCCUGCGCCCGCCACGACGCCCCUGCCCUGUGCCUGCUGCUGCGGCUCGGGGCCGACCCUGCGCACCAGGACCGCCACGGGGACACGGCCCUGCACGCCGCUGCCCGCCAGGGCCCCGAUGCCUACACAGACUUCUUCCUGCCACUGCUGAGCCGCUGUCCCUCCGCCAUGGGAAUAAAGAAUAAGGAUGGAGAGACCCCUGGGCAGAUCCUGGGCUGGGGACCCCCCUGGGAUUCCACGGAAGAGGAGGAAGAAGAUGAGGCUUCCAAGGAGCGGGAAUGGAGGCAGAAGCUGCAGGGCGAGCUGGAAGACGAGUGGCAGGAGGUCAUCGGGAGGUUUGAAGAUGAUGCUGCCCGUGAGACCCAGGAACCCGAGUCCUUCUCAGCCUGGUCAGAUCGCCUGGCCCGGGAGCACGCCCAGAAGCGCCAGCAGCAGCAGGAGGCAGGGAGAUCCCGGCGACCCCCGCGGGCCGAGGGCUCCAGUCACAGCUGGCGACAGCAGGAGGAGGAGCAGCGGCUCUUCCGAGAACGAGCCCGGGCCAAGGAGGAGGAACUGCGUGAGAGCCGAGCCAGGAGGGCCCAGGAGGCCCAGGGGGACCGAGAGCCAGAGCUGGCCAGGGCCAGGCCCAGGGCAGAGCCCCCUAGAGGGGCAGGGAGGGGCAGCCUGUGGCGCUUCAGUGAUGUGCCCUGGCCCUGCCCUGGGGGCGGGGACCCUGAGGCCAUGGCUGCAGCCCUGGUGGCCAGAGGGCCCCCCUUGGAGGAGCAGGGGGCUCUCAGGAGGUACUUACGGGUGCAGCAGGUCCGCUGGCACCCCGACCGCUUCCUACAGCGAUUCCGGAACCAGAUUGAGACCUGGGAGCUGGGCCGCGUGAUGGGAGCUGUGACAGCCCUUUCUCAGGCCCUCAAUCGCCACGCGGAGGCCCUCAAGUGAACCCUAAGGAAAGGUCAACAAACUGUGGGCCGCAGUCUCAGGGCUGGGCGGAGGAAGGAUCGGACCAGGGAUGGGGUCGGCGCGUUGCCAGAGACAGACGCUGCGCGAGGAUACGGGGUGGAAGCGAAACCAGUCGGAGCGCGUGGGGGUGUGGCCCUCGACCGCGGAUCCUUGACUGCCAUUUCCUAAUAAGACCUGGUUCACGUCGCACUCCCAGUGUCUCCUCAUGCCUUUUUCCAUCACUGUGGUUUGCAUCACUCAUUCAACAUCUCCUUUCCUGCCUGCCCGCUGAAACCCGCAGUUCCCGCACAGCUGCAGCACGCACAGGCGCGCCAAGGCGGACCCUCCGCUGGAGAGGAGAAGCCCCUGCUUGCCCACCCUCAUGGUCAGCCCCAGGAAGGCCCUCUUUGCCCUCCAGUCUCCCUCCCUCUGCUGGGAUCCUGUCCACUCUGCAGUCGCAGCUGGAGAAACAGAUGUGAACAGAGGCGAAAAAGGAACAAAACCAGUUUCCCUCCCCCCCAACUCCCCAGGCAGAACCACAUCCUCCUCCCCCUUUAACGCCCCCUCUCCCCAGCGCAGGGCUUUCCCUUUGCUGAGUCACUGAAUGAGCUGAGUUGGGGGCGGCUGGGGCUGGAGGACCAAGAGGAUGCUGGGGGAGGAAGAGAGAGAGGCAGAAUGGAUGGAGGAAGAUCCCUGUGGGGGAGUGGAAUUUCGGUUGCUAAAAUUAGGAGCAGAUCGAGGAGGCGGAAAGGGCCGAGUUAUGUAACCCGGGUUAUCUGCUCUUGGGCAACCGGAGAUGCACAGCCAGGCUGCUGGGUCCGCAGUUCCUCGGGCCCAUCUCCGCUCCAGGGCUGUAGUCUUCACCUCUUCCACAGGUUCUGCCGCCACUCCCAACCUGGGCUCCGUCUUUGGGCACCCCAGGCCAGCCCUUCCACGUAAACAUCUCCUCUUCCAAGAACCAGGGUGGCGGGAGGGGGCCUCCAUCCCUCCCACUGCUUCUGCCAGGGCCCCACUACAGUGCCCUGGAAACCAGGAUAAGAAAUGAUUUAACCAAACCCGCUGGCAUCUGCUACAGGGCACACCUGAGAAGUCAGCAAAAAGAAAGGGCAGGGCUGAAGGAAGGACAGGCACCCACUGGUGUGUGCGCAGCCGUGUGUGUCUGCGUCGCGAAUGCUAACAUCGGAAACUUGACUUUGAGCCUUGAGCCUUGAGCCUUGAUCUACGCUGGAGAAUCCCACGAGUGGUGGUAGAAGGUGGCAGGACCGGGAGAGGAAGCUUCUGGAAACCUGGGGACAGGGGCUGGGCAUGAGACUGAAGACAGAGCCUGAACCUAGGAGGGGGGCCCAGGCACAUGUUCAGGGGCAGAAGGGGGGGGGGGUGCUGGUGAGAAAGAUCCUGUGAGAGGAAGCUGCCGUGAUUCAGAGAAGAGACAGUGCUGUGAGCAACCCAGCGUCUAGUUCCUCUCACAGGCGGGAGAUUUCGGAAGUGGCAUGCAAAGAGCCCAGGCCUGGAGCUGGGGGGAGCCGGCGGCGGGUGCUGGGGUUAGGAUCCCUAAGCGAGGGGCUGAGAGGCAAGCAACAGAUGAGCUUCACGUCUGAAUUCGCUCCUGCGCCCAGGAGAUUUCUCUCUGGUUUUUAAGCACAUCGUUUCCCCACCCCCACCCCCACCCCCAAGGGUUACUUAAAACCAAGGCAAAGCGAGCCCUUGUUCCCAGACCCCUGGAGCAACCUCUCUUUGGUGUCCCUCCUUGGCGUCUGGCCCCCAGCCCCGGUGGGGGUUCCCCGGAGAAAAAGGUUGUUCACUUUCUCUGACCACACAGUUUCCGCUUCUGUGUCUCUUGUUUCCUAGGCUGAUAAAAAUACUGAGCCCUAGAGGCCCUUGGCUUCCUCUGACCCCUGGUGCCAGGCUGCAGGCAUCCUGUCCACCACAGUGGGGGCAGGGAGGGGACCAGGGAUCCCCACGGGGUGGCUCGGUGCCUCCUGGGAGACACUGCAGGGGCUGCAAGUGUGUGUCUCUGCCCUCCUGAGCUGGGAGCAGGGGGUUGAGUCUCCGUGGAGGAAGCUUUGGGCUUCUGUUGGAUAAACAGUUGGUGAGGUUGAAGAGGUCAUUGAGGGGCUGGGGCUGGAGUAGGUUUAAGCUCAGUUAGACAAAGAGUCAGAGCAGGUCGGCUGAGCGGGAUGUGGCCUAGAGGUAGUUUCAAGCCCUGCUUCGAGUGUGCAGUCUAACGGGGACACAGACCCCUACACAACCAGCUGACUCAGGCCUGCAGGGUGGACCCGAUGGCCAGGUGCAGUGGCUGCAGAGAGGGAGGUGAACGUGACCUGCAAGCAUCCGGGGAGGCCAUGAGGAGGGGACCACACCUGCGUGGGCUCUGAUGAGUGGGCAGGACUUCGGCGGGUGGAGAUGGAGAGGAAGGCUUCGUAGGUAAAUGAGACGGCUUCAGCAGAGGCCAGGAAGCCAGAAAACAGGCUGAGAAACGGACGAGAGCAUCCUGCACCGAAGGGCACAGGCGUGAGGGAGCGUGUGCUGAAGAAGGAACGGCAGAACGCCAAGGUCACAGGGAAGUGCUACGGGACAUGCAGGCAAGGAGUGGGAAAACCUGUCAUCAACUCACUCCCUGCUGUGUGUUAAUAGCCAUUUUCCCAACACCAGGAAUCUGAUGCACUCAGGAAACCGUAGCCCAAAGCUUGGCGUGUUGCCUUGUUGAGUACUUUGAGCUAAACGAGAUUGAGAGGGCUCAGAAGCAAUCUCUCUCUCUCUCUCUCUCUCUCUCUCUCCCAUCGCCUGUCUUGCUCCCCAUGAAGAGAAUUAUAAAAAUAACUCCUUUUCCCAAAUCAGGACAUAGAAACCAGAAAAGGCAGCCAUAGAAUCUACAAAGAGUCUAACCUUCCUCCCCGCCCCCCCCCCCAACACCUUUUUUAAAAAGUCUCUAACCUACCUUGUCUGGCACUUGGUUAGAAGAGCUUGGUCUAGGGCAGGCGCUGUGGUACAGAGGGUUAAGCCGCGGUCUGCAGCACCAGCAUCCCAUAUGGGUGCCAGUUCAAGUCCUGGCUGCUCCACUUCUGAACCAGCUCCCUGCUGAUGCACCUGGGAAAGCAGCAGAAGAUGCUCUGAGAAAUUAGGCCCCUGCACUCACCGUGGGAGACCCGGAAGAAGUUCUGGCUCCUGCCUUCAGCCUGGCCCAGUCCCGGCCGUUGCAGUCCUUUGGGCAGUGAACCAACGAUGGAAGAUCUCUCUCACUGUCUCUCUCCCUCUCUCUCUCUAACUCUGUCUUUCAAAUAAAUAUUUAAAAAAAAAAAGAAGAAGAAGAAGAAAGAAAGAAAAGAAAAGCUUCAUUCCAGACACAUCCUGUCUGUUCCUACAGGAAGGAAAGCUGCAAAGAGAGGCCAGGGAGAAUCUGGACAGACCAGCCUCGUUUCGGCCCUCCGUCGGUUGCCAUUAGCUCACACCCUUUUUGUCCAAUCACGUUUCCACGCGCUGCCUGUUCUUCAUCAAGUCUAAGCGCUUAGAAAUGGACGGUUUUCCUUGGGGCCUGGGUCUUCACUUCUGAGGGUUCCCGUAUCACGUAAAACUUUGAUGCAAUAAAGCUUGGGUAUGCUGUUCUCUGGUUA
Oryctolagus cuniculus (rabbit) is the source of this 4858-nucleotide messenger RNA. It is a transcript of the gene NFKBIL1, whose product is annotated as NFKB inhibitor like 1. The record is from RefSeq and is a predicted model, not a curated record. Gene Ontology annotation, biological process: negative regulation of toll-like receptor signaling pathway; negative regulation of canonical NF-kappaB signal transduction. Lineage: Eukaryota; Metazoa; Chordata; Mammalia; Lagomorpha; Leporidae. Gene Ontology annotation, cellular component: nucleus.